AUGUUCAACAACAUCACCAAGAGGAUCAACCACGUCCGAGAUAUGGUCGACAAUUUGCUGGAGCAGGAUAAACAAAGGAAUCCCGCCCCCAAACAGGCAGCAGGACCCUCCAAGACGGAGGUUGAACAAGAAUUGGGUCCGUCUGCUAUUCUUGCCCGGUUCAACUCCGGAAGCGCCUUCGCCCCCCUAGCUGGCCGACCCUUGCUCCUCCUGGUACCGCCCAUCUUUUCCCUGUUUCCACCACCCCCUCUGCCAGCUCCACGUCCUCAAAGUUUGACGUCAAAGGCCGCACCAUUGUCAAAGGGUGCACCAUUGUCAAAGGCCGCGCCAUUGUCAAAGGCUGGCCCAUCCUCAAAGGCUAAGCCAUUGUCAAAGGCUAAGCUAUCCUCCAAGGCCGGGCCAUCUGGAAAUAGAUACUCAUCGGAGUUGUCUGAUCCCUCAGACAGCAACGAGGUUGAAAUUGUGGAGGAGAAUGUUGAGAUCGUGGCGUCCAUGCUGCCCGCGUCGAACAUAGCCACAAAGACAAGGGCUAGACAAAAGCAAAAGGCAGAAACGACUCUGGCUGAAGCAUCACGCUUGCCCAAAAAAUCCAAGGCCCAAAAAAAGUAG
Molecule: messenger RNA, 609 nt
Organism: Psilocybe cubensis
Lineage: Eukaryota; Fungi; Basidiomycota; Agaricomycetes; Agaricales; Agrocybaceae
Exons: 2
Coding region: 1-609 (202 amino acids)
Source: RefSeq, a predicted model, not a curated record